Messenger RNA from Callithrix jacchus (white-tufted-ear marmoset), 2527 nucleotides. It is a transcript of the gene CLHC1, whose product is annotated as clathrin heavy chain linker domain containing 1. The record is from RefSeq and is a predicted model, not a curated record. Lineage: Eukaryota; Metazoa; Chordata; Mammalia; Primates; Cebidae.
CUUAAUCAAAUACAUGAUAAUAACGGCUGAUAAUAAGCCUUUACCACAGGACAUAGUUCUCAGUCUUUACACAUUACAUUUUACUGCAUUUAAUCUUAAUGCCAAUACUUGGCUGGGCACCACGCCUCACGCCUGUAAUCCCAGCACUUUGGGAGGCAGAGGUGAGCAGAUCACUUGAGGUCCGGAGUUGGAGAACAGCCUGGUCAACAUGGUGAAACCCAGUCUCUACUAAAAAUACAAAAAAUUAGCCGGGCGUGGUGGUGCACACCUAUAAACCCCGCUACUCGGGAGCCUGAAGUUGCAGGGAGCUAAGACGCACCAGUACACUCCCGCCUGGACGACAAAGUAGACUCCCUCUCACACCCAAAAUAAGUGUCCGAAUUCACGCAAGUGAAAUACACCUCAAGGAUUCCAAUCUAGGUACUGUGCUCCCGGAUCAUGAACAUUCGUUUGUUGUGUUAUUCCACAAGUAUUACGCUUUGUCAAUCUGACCCCUUCCCCCAUCACCAAGAGCAGACAUGCCUAGCGCCUUCAGACUUACCAAAGAUUUGACUUUGUUGCAAGAGCAGGUCAAGAUUUAACUUUUCUCCAGUGAACAAGUGUGUGGAUUGUCACCUAUGUCAGUCCAUCAAAUAAGAAAACAUGCAGUUCUCCCACCUAUCAUUUGCAGAAGUGACAAGGAGUUUUUGGAAAGUAUGCAAAGAUACAUAAUCACAGAAACUGAAAGACUGGGCUGUAAUGAGGAAAGACCUGCUGAUGAAUAUUACAUCAUAUACCGAAAUGUUUUUGACAAGGUAAUAGAGCAUGCCACUGCAUAUAAAUCCAUUCUUACUUCAAUCAAAAAAGAAUAUGAUGCCUUUAUUGAGACAAUAAAGAAAAGCCGAAGAACUGCAGUCUGUCUUCAUGGAAAACUUAAAGGUUUGGCAGCAGAGCCUACAGCUUUGGUAUAUCACAGAAAAAGAACAAUCCAACUCGAAGCAAAAAUGAGGAUUAUUGAAAAUAAUUCCUCAAAGAUUCAAUCUCAAAUACAUGAAAUCAAGCAGCAUAGGGCAGAGUAUGACACGAAAGAAGCAAAAUAUUGUACUUUCUCCAAAGAUCCUUCAAAACCUAUUCCAGGCAUGACUGUCCAGGAAUCCGUCAAUCUAGAUGCUCUCACUGAAUACAUGAAACAUCUUGAAGAUAAAUAUGCAGAAAUUAAACAAGCUAUGUUGUUAAAAUAUGUACCAGCUCAGAGGAAGGCUGAUUUAGAUGAAGAAAUGAUUGUGUUAGUAAAACGGCGAGAUGUAGCUGAAAAUCUGAACAAAAAAUUACAGUUUAGUCAUCAAAGACUGCAGAUAAUUUCACAGGCACUUAAUUCAUGGAUAAAAUCUGACAUGAGCAUCCCAUUUCAAGAUUUUGUGGAGCAAAUUCAGAAAACCAUAUGUUUACGAGGUGACCAAGUCAUUGCUGAAGAAUUACUGGAAGAUGAUCCACACAGGGCAAAAGAAGCUGAAAUGACACUUCACUACAUUGAAAGAUUUAAUGAAUUAAUCUCACUUGGUGAAUAUGAAAAGGCAGCUAGUUAUGCAGCCAACAGUCCGAGAAGAAUUCUUCGAAACAUUGGUACAGUGAACACGUUUAAGGCUGUUGGAAAAAUUAGAGGAAAACCUCUUCCAUUACUCUUAUUUUUCGAGGCCCUCUUUAUCACAAGUCAUGCUUUUCGACGUCCUGUUGAUGCAGCUCUAACCCUGGAAGGAAUCAAAUGUGGAUUAUCAGAAAAACGGUUAGAUUUAGUUAUCAAUUGGGUUACACAGGAAAGACUGACAUUUUCUGAAGAGGCAGGAGAUGUGAUUUGUGAUUAUGGGGAGCAGGAUACUUAUAAUAAGGCCAAGUGCCUGGCUUUAGCUCAGAUGAUCUACAGUGAAUAUGGGCUUCACAAGAAAGCUCUUCUUUGCUUGUGUAAACAGGGUCAGACUCAUAGGGUCAUGGAGUACAUACAGCAGUUUGUCAAGGACUUUACUUCUGAUGACCUGUUGCAGCUAUUAAUGUCAUGUCCCCAAGUUGAAUUAAUUCAGUGUCUCAUUAAAGAGUUGAAUGAGAAACAACCAUCUUUAUCUUUUGGUCUUGCCAUACUUCAUCUCUUCUCCGUAGAUAUGAAAAAAAUUGGCAUUAAGCUACUUCAGGAAAUAAGUAAAGGUGGGAAAGGUGCAGUAGAAAGUCUUAUGAUAAAUGAUUCAUUUUGCUCUAUAGAAAUGUGGCAAGAAGUGGCGAGUAUAUGUUUACAGAAUGGCUUUGACAACUUAUCUAGCGACAUCAUGUCCAUUCUUCGAUCUCAGGCUGCAGUUACAGAAAUUUCUGAAGAGGAUGACGCAGUCAACCUAAUGGAACAUGUGUUUUGGUAGUUCUAUAUCUCAACCAGUUGAGGGAGCUUGUUCAACAUUUUCUGUAUGCUGGUUGGGCAAACUGAUUUUGACAUAACUAACUUAUAAAUAAAUCUAGAGUAAGAAGCUCUCAGAAAUAAAUCACACUUUUGUUAUGAUGACAUUUA